Myotis lucifugus (little brown bat) is the source of this 1056-nucleotide messenger RNA. RefSeq names its product steroid 5 alpha-reductase 1 (gene SRD5A1). Gene Ontology annotation, cellular component: membrane. Lineage: Eukaryota; Metazoa; Chordata; Mammalia; Chiroptera; Vespertilionidae. Gene Ontology annotation, biological process: steroid biosynthetic process. Gene Ontology annotation, molecular function: 3-oxo-5-alpha-steroid 4-dehydrogenase activity. The record is from RefSeq and is a predicted model, not a curated record.
CGGGGUGACUGGUGGGACUGGCCCCAGCGGCGCACCCCGCCGCUCAAACCUGCCCGGGAAGAGCCGCUUGCGCCCCGGGCGCCGGCGGCCCACCCCAGCCUCAGGUAACCGCGCCUCCCAACCACUCACCGCCCUGCCACCGCCUAUAUGUGGCCCGUCACGGUCGCCCAGCAAUGGAGCGAGCCUGCCGUCCUCCGUGAUGGAGCUGGCGGAGCGGUUCCUGCUCGACGCGCUCGCCUACCUUGAGUGCGCCUUUGGCUUCGUGGCCUUCGUGCUGCUCACGCUGGUGGGCUCGCCCUAUGGGCGCUACGCGUCGCAGCGCUCGGCCUGGCGGCUGGCGGCGCCUACCGCCUGGUUGGUGCAGGAGCUGCCCUCGUUGGUCGUGCCGCUCUUCGUGUGCUUCGGCACGGCUGCCGAGCGCCUCCGCCACUGGCCCAACCGCGUCCUCCUGGCCAUGUUCCUCGUCCACUACAUACAACGGUCCUUGAUUUUCCCAUUUCUGAUCCGAGGAGGGAAGCCUACACCAUUGUACUCAUGUGUAAUUGCAUUCAUAUUCUGUACCUAUAAUGGCUACUUACAAAGCAGAUACUUAAGCGAAUAUGCAGUGUAUGCUGUUGACUGGGUCACUGACCCCCGAUUCCUAACAGGUUUUGUCUUGUGGCUGGUAGGCAUGCUGAUAAACGUUCACUCCGAUCACAUCCUGAGGAAUCUCAGGCAGCCAGGGGAGACUGGGUACAAAAUUCCCAGGGGAGGCUUAUUUGAAUACGUAAGUGCAGCCAACUACUUUGGAGAAGUGGUUGAGUGGUGUGGCUAUGGCCUGGCCACCUGGUCUGUUCAAGGCGGGGCUUUCGCUCUGUUUACAUUUUGUGUUUUAUUCACGAGAGCACAACAGCAUCACCAGUGGUACCUUGAGAAAUUUGAAGAUUAUCCAAAAUCCAGGAAAACUCUAAUUCCAUUUUUGAUUUAAGUCCAUUAUCAGGGGGAUUAUCUUCAACUUGAUGCUUUUUUUAUAAUGUUUCUCUAGGGAUUAUAUAAAUGAAUUAUUUCUUUGUCAUU